UGACGCGCGCCGUGCGCGGACGCCAAGAUGGCGGACGAGGAGGGCGAAGCGCGGCCGGGGGCGCGGAACGGAGCCGGGGAGGGACCCCCGGGCGGGCCCCGCGUCGUCCGCAUCGUCAAGUCCGAGUCCGGUUACGGCUUUAACGUCCGCGGGCAAGUGAGCGAAGGCGGGCAGCUGCGCAGCAUCAACGGCGAGCUGUACGCGCCGCUGCAGCACGUCAGCGCCGUGCUGGGCGGAGGGGCCGCCGACCGCGCCGGGGUGCGCAAGGGGGAUCGCAUCCUGGAGGUGAACGGGGUGAACGUGGAAGGAGCCACCCACAAGCAGGUGGUGGAUCUGAUCCGCGCCGGCGAGAAGGAGCUGGUGCUGACGGUGCUGUCGGUGCCGCCGCACGAGGCCGAGAGCCUGGAGCCGCCCGAGGAGCCGCUGGGGCCGCCCUUCUACGACUACAGCGAGAAGCAGGCGGUGCCCAUCUCCAUCCCCACCUACAAACACGUGGAGCAGAGCGGGGAGAAGUUCGUGGUGAGGCUUCUUCCCCCACCCCGGGAAUUCGGGGGGAAAUCCGUGGCUUUGGGGUUUUUGGUUGUCGGGGGGGGGUACGGGGGUUGUUGGCUGUGCUCCAUCCGGGUCAUCGGCGAGAGCGACAUCAUGCAGGAGUUCCUGUCGGAGUCGGACGAGAACUACAACGGCGUCUCCGACGUGGAGCUGCGGGUGGCGCUCCCGGACGUCACCACGGUGACGGUGAGGGUGAAGAAGAACAGCACCACGGACCAGGUGUACCAGGCGGUGGCUGCCAAGGUGGGCAUGGACAGCGUCACCGCCAACUACUUCGCCCUCUUCGAGGUCAUCAACCACUCCUUCGUGCGGAAGUUGGCUCCCAACGAGUUCCCCCACAAGCUCUACGUGCAGAAUUACACCUCGGCCGUGCCGGGGACGUGCCUGACCCUGCGCAAGUGGCUCUUCACCACCGAGGAGGAGGCGCUGCUCAACGACAACGACCUGGCCGUGGCCUACUUCUUCCACCAGGCCGUUGAUGACGUCAAGAAAGGCUACAUCAAAGCCGAGGAGAAAUCCUACCAGCUCCAGAAGCUCUGCGAGCAGAGGAAGAUGGUCAUGUACCUGAACAUGCUGCGGACGUGCGAGGGCUACAACGAGAUCACCUUCCCGCACUGCUCGUGCGACUCGCGCCGCAAGGGCCACGUCAUCUCGGCCAUCAGCAUCCGCCACUUCAAACUGCACGCCUGCACCGAGGAGGGGCAGCUGGAGAACCAGGUGAUCGCCUUCGAGUGGGAGGAGAUGCAGCGCUGGGACACGGACGAGGAGGGCAUGGCCUUCUGCUUCGAGUACGCGCGCGCCGAGAAGAAACCGCGCUGGGUCAAGAUCUUCACGCCCUACUUCAAUUACAUGCACGAGUGCUUCGAGCGAGUCUUCUGCGAGCUCAAGUGGAGGAAGGAGAACCUUUUCCAGCUGGUCAGGUCACAGCAAAGGGACGCGGCCACUUAACCCCGGCAGCUUUUCCAAAAAAAAUUCCCAAAAAAAAUCCCUUAUUGUAUUAAAGCCCCGCCCCGCCCCAAACUAAAUCUCAUUAAUUCCAAAUCCAUUCGUGCCCAUCAUCUUUAUGGAAUUCCAGAGGAAAAAAAAAAACAAAAAAAAACUGGGAAAAGCCACCUGAGGGGGCUCCUUUUUCCCCACUCGGAUCCAGCUCCAGGCUGGGAAUUUUGGGAUUUAGUUUUUUUUCUUUUUAAUUUUUACAACUGGAAUCAAAAAAUUGUUGUUGAUGUGGAAAAAUAAGGGGAGGAAAAAAAUCAGGAAAAAACCCUGGGAAUGUUCCAUUCCUGCCUGGGCAUCCAUGGGAAUAAUUCCUUUAAAAUCCCACGGGGUGGCAGCAGCUUUUAAAGGGAUUUUCCUGUUUUCUCCUCCCAGUCUGGUUUUUCUUUUUAAUCACUAGGGAUUAAAAAAAAAAAAAACAGGAAAAACAUCCAAAAGGAGUAAAAUUCCAAGGAAAUGCCUCGUGGGUUUGUAUUCCCAAUUUUUGGGGGUGUUUCCCCAGGGAUUUGGGUGUGCCCAGAUCCUUGGGGUGGGAUCAGGAUCCCAAGGCUGCCCCUGGAUGGGGAUGAGCAGCUCCCAGGAGGAAAAAAAACCUGGAAAAAUCCAAUUUUCCCUAAUUUCCAGUGGGAUUUUCCCCUGGAUCCAGUGGCUGGGCGGCUCCCAGGAGGAAAAAUAACCCAGAAAAAUCCAAUUUUCCCUAUUUUUGAGCACUUUUGAUCCGUGACUUGGGUGUCCAAGCAGGAGAAAUAACCUGGAAAAAACCAUUUUCCCUCGUUUUGAGCAGGAUUUUUCCAGAGUUCUGGAGGAAAAUAAGGUGGAAAAUUAAUUUUCCCUGUUUUUGAGCGGCUGGGACGUUCCCAGGAGAGGAAAAUCCCAUUUUUUCCCUGGUUUGGAGCAGGAAUUUUCCAUGUCUUGGGUGGAUGAGCAGCUCCCAGAGGGAAAAACCCUCUGGAAAAGAGAUUUUCCCUAAUUUGCAGUGGGUCUUUCCCAUGUUUUGGGAGGAAAAAUAUCAUGGAAAAACUUCUUUUUCUUUGAUUUUGAGCACGAUUUUUCCGUGGAUCCAGCAGCUGAGCGAUUCCCGGAAGGAAAAACUGUGGAAAACCCGUUUUUCCCUGGUUUUGAGUGGGAUUUUCCCAUGGUUUGGGAGAUAAAAAUCACCUGGAAAAUCCGUUUUUCCCUGGUUUUGGGCUGGCCUGGAGCCGGUCCCGCCGGGGUUUGGGGUGGAUUUGGGAAUUUGGGAAUCCUGGCCUCAUUCCCCACCUCUGGAAUGCUCCAAAAGGGGAUUUUUCCCCAAAAUUCCCUUUUUUUGGAAGGGUUUUUCCCCACUCCUCCCCCUGGAGCCGGGAUGGGGGAAAAUUUUUUUUUUUUUUAAUUUUUUUUUUUUGGGAUAGGGGAAAAUCCCAAAUCCUCAGCUCUGGAGCAGCUGGGAAUUAAUUCCAUUAAUUGAAUCCCUGUAAUUAAUUGGAUUUCCGUUGUCCUCGGGAGCCCUGAGCUGUGGAAAACCCAGGAAUGGGGGAGGGAAACUGGGAGAAGUUUGGGAAUUCCCAAAAUCCCCCCUCUAAAAAUCUCCUUCAGCACCCCAUAAUUUGGGUAAAAAAAAACCAAUUUUGAUCCCAAUUUUCCCCAUCUCCCUGUGGAUUUUUUAAUCCGAAAAAAAAACCCCAAAAAAGGGAGAAAUCGGUCAAAAAAAACCAAAAAAAUACAAAAGCAAAACCCUGCCCCCCAUUCUUUGUCCCAUUUUCCCUCUUCCUGCUGCUCCCAUUCCUCGGGUUCCCUUUAGUGUAAUUAAUUGUAACAUAUUCUUUUAAAUAAAUUGAUUUAUUGAGGAAAUUCCG
This is a messenger RNA of Lonchura striata (white-rumped munia), 3380 nucleotides long. NCBI's taxonomy places the organism in Eukaryota, Metazoa, Chordata, Aves, Passeriformes, Estrildidae. The record is from RefSeq and is a predicted model, not a curated record.